CAGCGGUCGGCGGCACACUGCUCCGGUGGUCAACUCAGCGCUAACAAGUUCUCGCGGUCAGUAAUCGGCUAGCCGCUGCCUAUUGGUCAGCAAGAUGUGUCGGACAAUCGUCGUCGCGCUCUGGGCCUCGGUUCUGGCAACAGCCGUCCUGGCCAUACCUACUCCGGACAGUGCUGCCGCUUCGGAGGCCAUGGUGAUGGAAGAGACUACGUUCAAGACGGGGCCGAUGGCCGACCAGCAAACUGCCAUGCCCAAGGACCCAAUGACCAAUGUGGAGAAACCGAUGGCCAACGAAAUGCCUGCUAUGAUGGAUGAGAUGAUGAAUCAGGAAUCAGUGGAGGAUGCGAUGAUGCAUCCAAUGGCCGAACCACCCAUGGUUGAAAUGGAAGAAAACCGAUCUCCGAGCGAGGACAGUGGCCCUGCUGACCAAGAGGCCACUGGGAGAUCGACUGGGUACGAGACAGUGGCGGAUGCCUUCAAGCGCAUUUACUCCGAGUGCAUGGAGGAAGGGUCCUUCUCUUGCGUCAAGCCCAAGGUCAUGGCCUUCCUCAGAGCCACCGCCAGGAAGGACGCCAUCUUCCUGACCAGGGACCUGGCCAUCGAGAAGACUGGUGCAUAUUCUCCUACCAGCUACGAAUAUGUGCAGGACAACGAAGCCGAGGAUCCCGACAUGCUGUCCCGGGUGGAGCGCUUCCUGGGCAGCCACGCGCUGCGCGUCCGCCUGCCUGAGGAGCUGCGCUCGGGCCGCGCCGCCCAGUACGUGCCCGCAGCCCUGCUCUCCGGGUUGCCUACCGAGGUACGGGUGCCGCUGGCGGACCCCGCCGUCGCCCAGUCCGAAGCCCGCGGCUUCAUGAAGAAGGUGGUGAUGCCGUUCCUGCUGGGCCUCAAGUUCAAGGCGGCGGCCGUGCUGCCGCUGGCUCUGGCGCUGAUCGCGCUCAAGACCUGGAAGGCCCUGACCUUGGGCCUGCUCUCGCUGGUGCUCACGGGCGCCAUGCUCAUCUUCCGCCUGAGCAAGCCCAAGGUGGUGAGCUACGAGGUGGUGCACUACCCGCAUGCCACGGUCGAGCACCACGCGGCGCCCGCGCCCGCGCCCUACGACCACCACGGCUACGGCCGAGCCCUGCCCUUGGGUGCCGCCGCCGACCUGCCCUACAGGGCCUACGCGCCCUCCGCCAGGCGCUGACGCCGCCUCGUGAAGACACACAUUAAAUUAUUUAACUUAUUUGUACCGACUUCUGUUCAAAUGUCAGCGUGAAGCUACGAGUGUACGUAAGAUACUGUG
Schistocerca nitens (vagrant locust) is the source of this 1282-nucleotide messenger RNA. RefSeq lists its product as uncharacterized. The record is from RefSeq and is a predicted model, not a curated record. Bases 95 to 1183 code for a protein of 362 amino acids. The transcript is spliced from 3 exons. Lineage: Eukaryota; Metazoa; Arthropoda; Insecta; Orthoptera; Acrididae.